AGUAGCAGCUCCACAGACAGACUCAACACCUGAGGAUUUAUUGCAUAGCCCGGGACAGCAGCCCCGAGUCCUACCCCUCUGAAUUUUGGAGCUCAAACCUUCUGGUUUAGCUUCAGAGGAUGGACCUCCGACUCAUAUGCGUUCUACUUCUGGUGGUAGCCUUGGCAGAGGCCACCCCAGAGAGAUACCACUACCAAGUGAAGAAGCACCAGCCUCCUCCACCUCCAGUCAAGGCCCACCCUAUCCCAGGGGAGCCAGGAACUCCAGGUAGCCCUGGAGCACCUGGACCACACGGGCCCCCCGGCCCCCCUGGACCACCUGGAAAAAGUGGUGUUGGACACCCUGGACCAAAGGGUCCCCCUGGACAACCAGGAACACCCGGCUACUCUGCAACUGGCAAACCCGGUACCCCGGGGUCCCCUGGAAAACCUGGUGCCAAUGGUAUUCCUGGGGCAAAAGGACAUGCUGGUCCUCCAGGUCAAAUGGGCCCAAGAGGGCCAUCAGGUAGCCCCGGAACCCCCGGACCUGCUGGAUACUCUGCUGUUGGAAAAUCUGGACCUGUAGGAGCUCCUGGGCCAAUGGGACCAGGUGGUUCAAUGGGACCUUCUGGUGCACCUGGCAUGCCAGGACAGCCAGGUCAAAAAGGCGAGAGAGGUGUGGGCAUUCCAGGCUCACCAGGUGGCCCAGGUGGAAUGGGAGCAAUGGGUCCUGUUGGUCCACCUGGAAAGUCUGGAAUUGGGGCACCAGGUGCAACAGGACAUCCUGGUGACCCUGGAAAGCCAGGUGGUCCAGGUAGAGAUGGUAUUCCUGGAACCCCUGGGCAACCAGGUUUAAAAGGCCACCCUGGCCCUCCAGGAGUGGGCGCUCCAGGUAAAUCUGGAGUAAAUGGUAACCCUGGUUUCCCUGGCCCACAAGGGCCUAAAGGUCCACAAGGACCUGCCGGACAGCCAGGGUCUCCAGGUCUACCAGGUGUUGGCAAGCCAGGGCCAAGUGGAGUUCCAGGAGGCAGAGGUUCACCAGGUUCGCCAGGUACAACAGGGCAGAAAGGUGAACCAGGCCCAACAGGAUUCACAGGUGCUCCAGGAGGUAUAGGUCCCAUGGGCCAAGCUGGUCCUCAGGGUGCUAGAGGAUUUCAGGGAGAGCAGGGUGCCGUGGGUGUUAAAGGUGAUAUGGGAGCCAUGGGACCUCAAGGGCAAAAGGGUCUUAAGGGUGAUCAGGGACAUCAAGGUUUAACAGGAAAGCCAGGUAUUCCAGGUACUGUUGGACCAACUGGCCCUUCAGGUCAUAUGGGACAUCAAGGUCAAAAGGGUGAGCAAGGUUUUACUGGUCAACCAGGUAUUCCAGGUACAAAAGGGCCAGCUGGAGUUAAGGGGCACCCAGGACCACCUGGACCAAGAGGAGAGCGGGGAGAAAAUGGGUUCCCAGGGGGUAGAGGACCAGUCGGGCCAAGUGGCCCAAGUGGACUGCCAGGGCUUAAAGGUCACCCAGGUGCCCCAGGUCUUCCUGGCCCCGCAGGUGUUAUGGCUAAGGGAAUGUCUGGUCCUCAAGGACCACCAGGAUCUCCUGGUGCCAGAGGUCAAGAUGGUCUCCCAGGUCCAGCUGGACCACCAGGAGCCCCUGGCGCACCAGGUGAGGUCAUUUACCAUCAUGAGAAGAGCAUGCCAAUCAAAUCCCAUGAGGUUGUGCCUGUUGCUCAUGAGUUGGUUAAGGCCCCAAUGUCUGCCUUUUCGGCUGUUCUGACAAGGGCUUAUCCACCACCGGGUGCCCCCAUUGCCUUUGAAACCGUUUUGUACAAUGGUGAGCAACAUUAUGAUCCUGGCUCUGGCAUCUUUACCUGCCAAGUCCCUGGACUCUAUUACUUUGCUUACCAUAUGCAUGUCAAUGGGGCAAAUCUCUUGGUUGCACUCUACAAAAAUGGUCAGCCAAUGGUUUUCACUUAUGACGAGUAUAACAAGGGCUUCCUGGAUCAAAUGUCUGGAAGUGCUGUUCUUGAGCUGCAUGCUCAUGACACAGUCUACGUCGCAGUUCCUGAUGAGGAAUCUAAUGGUGUGUUUGCUGCCGAUAAUGUUCACUGCUCUUUCUCUGGUUUCCUGAUUGCCGCAACGUGAUACAGACACUGAACAAAACAGCAAACUUUAACAUCAAAGAGCAGUUUCUCAAAAAAACAAACAUUUGCAAUCACCAUCACUAAGUGCAGGCAAUUUGUUUAGUAAUGAGCACUUUUAUAAGGUGUACCCCAAACGUUAUAUUGUAUGGUUUGCUGAAGAAAGUAAACAUAAAUUUCCACAAGACCCUUUCAAAAGCCUAACUAUGUUAAGUACACUUCUAAGGUAACAUGAAGAUUUUCCAUUCAUAUGUAUUGUUUAAAAAUGUGUUAAAAUCCUGUUCAUUAUUGUUUUCUGGCUUUAGUGUGAGAUACGCCAAUCUUGACAUGUACAAUAGAAAAGUUCACUUCUGAAUGGCAGAAAUUUUGUAAAAUUGUAACUACAGUAGAUGUCACACGACAAGCAGAAAUAACUAGAAAUGAAGGACAAGUCUGUUAAUGCAACAUUUGUUUUGUAUGUCAAAAGAUCACAUUAUGUACAACAUAUUGACCGAAAUAAAAAAAUAUUCUAGUUCCCAAACUGA
Molecule: messenger RNA, 2628 nt
Organism: Sardina pilchardus (European sardine)
Lineage: Eukaryota; Metazoa; Chordata; Actinopteri; Clupeiformes; Clupeidae
Gene: col10a1b
Product: collagen, type X, alpha 1b
Exons: 3
Coding region: 120-2108 (662 amino acids)
Molecular function (GO): protein binding
Source: RefSeq, a predicted model, not a curated record